Molecule: messenger RNA, 353 nt
Organism: Dicentrarchus labrax (European seabass)
Lineage: Eukaryota; Metazoa; Chordata; Actinopteri; Moronidae
Product: hepcidin
Exons: 3
Coding region: 96-353 (85 amino acids)
Biological process (GO): defense response to bacterium; intracellular iron ion homeostasis
Cellular component (GO): extracellular region
Source: RefSeq, a predicted model, not a curated record
UCAACCAUCAGACAGGAGAAGAAGUCAAAGGAGCUGACAAGAGUCACCAAAAGAGUGAAAGAAUUGAAACCUUAAAGCAGUCAAACCCUCCUAAGAUGAAGACAUUCAGUGUUGCAGUUGCAGUGGCCGUCGUGCUCGCCUUCAUUUGCCUUCAGGAGAGCUCUGCUGUCCCAGUCACUGAGGUGCAAGAGCUGGAGGAGCCAAUGAGCAAUGAGUAUCAAGAGAUGCCAGUGGAAUCAUGGAAGAUGCCGUAUAACAACAGACACAAGCGUCACAGCAGUCCUGGUGGCUGUCGCUUUUGCUGCGGUUGCUGUCCUAAUAUGAGCGGAUGUGGUGUCUGCUGCAGGUUCUGA